AUGGGUCCCAUGCUGACUCAGCUACCAACUCUAACUCGUUAUCCUUUCAUGUCUCCAUGCCCAUAUGCCGUCCCUCCUAUAAAUACCCUUAUCAUUCUUGCUCCUAAACUUUGUCUGAAAAUUAACGUUAUAAACCUCAAUAAUAAAAACAUUUACUUUGCCACAUUUCCAGUUAAUCGUUUUCCUGCUCUCAUUGCAAUGGAUUCUCACUUUGCCUCGGAUUCCGCGUUCGAAUGUGUCAUUUUUGAUUUGGACGACACGUUGUAUUCUUCCAAGACUGGGAUCGGACAAGCUGUUAAGCGUAACGUUCAAGAUUUUCUGGUCGAGAAAUGCGGGUUUUCGGAAUCCGAAGCUCCAAUUGUGAAUGCAGAGUUUUUCAGGACAUAUGGAAGCUCCUUAGCUGGACUCAGGGCUUCAGGCUACAACAUUAAUCCUGAAGAUUAUCACAGUUUCGUGCACGGAAGAUUGCCCUAUGAUUUGAUCCGACCAGACCCUCGACUACGCAACCUAUUGCAGUCAAUUAAACAACGGAAAAUCAUUUUCACGAAUUCGGACAGGAUUCACGCGAUCAAAGCCCUAAAUCGUAUCGGGAUACGAGAUUGUUUCGAGAAGAUCAUAUCUUUCGAGACGAUGAACCCGAAUUUGUCGAUGUCGACACGCCCGGACGAAUUUCCUGUGGUUCUGAAGCCUUCCAUCGAAGCCAUGAAAAUUGCCAUUGACGCCGCCGAGGUUGAUCCCCGCCGUACGGUUGGGAGAUCAAUAAGAUGCAAGGGAGCAGAUUAUGCCCUGGAAUCAUUGGGAGACAUGGUACAAGUCAUCCCAGCACUAUGGGUAAAUGAGGAGGAUGACAAAGAAAGAGUUAUCCACAAAAGAGGUGAAAUGGAGUCCAUUAUUGCACCCACUCCAGUUGGUGCUUGAUAGACUUGUACAUUCACUGAGUUUGUGUGGUCUUUAGUUAUUGCUAUGUACUUUUUGUACAUUUAUGUAUGUAAUAAAUUGUAAAAUGGUGUGGCUGUAAUAAAUAAUCUUGAUAAUAACUCAUAAUCUCAGCAUUUGACCCCUUGCAUUGUACUGUACAGUCUUUUUCUUUAUUAUGUUCUCGAAAGUUGUCUCACAGGAAAAAGUUGAUGACCCUAACACUAUCUUUAUCA
This is a messenger RNA of Striga asiatica, 1151 nucleotides long. Lineage: Eukaryota; Viridiplantae; Streptophyta; Magnoliopsida; Lamiales; Orobanchaceae. The record is from the annotation of a GenBank genome assembly.